Gavialis gangeticus (Gharial) is the source of this 809-nucleotide messenger RNA. RefSeq names its product Tctex1 domain containing 4 (gene DYNLT4). Lineage: Eukaryota; Metazoa; Chordata; Crocodylia; Gavialidae. Gene Ontology annotation, molecular function: dynein intermediate chain binding. The record is from RefSeq and is a predicted model, not a curated record. The annotation marks the transcript as partial. Gene Ontology annotation, biological process: microtubule-based movement. The transcript is spliced from 2 exons. Gene Ontology annotation, cellular component: cytoplasmic dynein complex; cytoplasm.
GGGAGCCACAGGCCAGGCUGGGCGCUGGCCGGAUCGGAGGUAGCAGCCCUCUUCCCCAGACCGCCUGACCCUGUGGCCCCCGCACCCGGUGCCACCCUGAGCAUGGCCCAGCGGCCACCGGCCCCGUGCCCAGGGGGACCAGCCCCACCCCGCCGCAGCUCCCACCCGGCCCUGCCACGUGGCACAGAGGAGGGGCGCCUGCCCGCCCUGGCCGCACGUCGUGGCAGCCUGGCGGUGCCCGUGGCCAGCCGGCGCAGCUCGGUGGUGCUCGGUGGGGGUGCGAAGCGGCUCUCCAACGGGCCGUGGGUACCGGGGGCCCGCGUCAGCUUCUCAGGGCUGCUGCUCUUCCCACCCGUGCCCGAGGCCCGGUGCCAGAACACCUACCGCAUGCGGCCGGCACCGGGCUGCCACUUCCACGCCGGGCCGGCCCAACGGGCGCUGGAGGCCACGCUUGCCGCCUGCCUGCAGGACGUGGCCUAUACCCCAGGCACGGGCAGGCAGCUGGCGCAGAGCCUGGCCGAGCAGCUGCGGGGGCAGCUCAAGGAGCUGGCACCGCCACGCUACAAGCUGGUCUGCAGCGUGGUGCUGGGGCAGGCAGGGCAGCAGGGGCUACGCGUGGCCAGUCGCGCCCUCUGGGACCCCGAGUGUGACACCUUCGCCUCCGCCACCUUCACCAACGCCUCCCUCUUCGCCGUGGCCACGGUGCAUGGGCUCUACUACGAGUAGCGACUGCAUCACGCCAGGGCCAUGCCCCACCACGCUCCAGCUGCAGUCCUGGGGCCAUUGGCAAUAAAGAGGAUGCUGCCCCC